This is a messenger RNA of Aedes albopictus (Asian tiger mosquito), 12737 nucleotides long. RefSeq lists its product as uncharacterized. The record is from RefSeq and is a predicted model, not a curated record. Lineage: Eukaryota; Metazoa; Arthropoda; Insecta; Diptera; Culicidae. The transcript is spliced from 8 exons. The coding region runs from base 3025 to 5466 and encodes 813 amino acids.
UCGGGUUGGUUGUCCUAAUUUCCAGCAUUCUACAUUUUCCAGCCGCGCACCGGAGUGAGCAGUGAGCUGUGACACAGUGAGCAAACGAGCAGCCCACCUCCUCCUAGCGACGAGCAGAAGCGCAACAGGACGACCUGAUUUCGAGUCGCUCUCUCUCCACAUCUGUCCGUCAUUGACCGGUCCUUAUCUCCGUUGGUUGCUUCUCACGUGGUUUUCCUCCGCUCUGCUCAGUGACGGAGAUGCAUCGCGUGGAAAACCAGGAGAAUUUUCUUUUGUGAUUGGGAGCGAGCGGGAGAGUUGAUGUGAGGGCUCCGGCUCACUGGUUCGAAUUGGGGAACGGAGCUCCAGUUCAGUGCCGUCAGAAACAUUGGCGCGUUCGGACACUGUCGGUAUUCGGGACUCGGUCGGAACCUGUGCUGGCCAGUUUGUUCUUUCCGCAGCAUCCAGCAGCAGUGACCCCUGUCGGUGUUGUUCUCUUGACUUUGGACGUGGUGUGGGCUGCCAAGGAUGUGAGAUGAGAAGGGAUGCUGGGUAGUGUGAGCGCGAGGUUGCCCUCGCCUGAUGAUGGUAGUGUCUGUUUGCGGUUUGGCAGCGUGUCGUCAUUGUGUGCGAACAGGUGAAGGGAAGUGAUGCGUGGGUAGUGGGUGGGUGGUGGUCCUUGGCCUAGGCCCGUGCGAAUCUUGUUGCUUGCUGGUGGUGCCUGCCGUGCUGAGUGCGUUUGUGUGUUGUUGAGGUGUAUGGUGGUUGGUUCGUCUGCAACAGGGGGUCAUUGUGAUAAGCGUGAAGAAGAGUGAAAGCUGCCGUGAGAAAACGCGACCUGGGAGAGCUUGCGGAGAGUGCUGACGUCGAGAGUGUGGGUUGUAGUAGAUGGUGCCUUAGCCAAGAGGAUGCUGGGAUUGUUCUGCGGAGUCAAGAGAAGAACGACGGCGUAGGAAUGGAAAACAGUUUUUAAUUAGAGGAAGAAUCGGAGAACAAUGGUCAAGUAGUGCCCCGUUAGAGAAGAACAACGGGCUGAUUGAGCGGGAAGAAUAGGGACAUUGCCAAGAGGAAGGAAGAAACGAGGCUAGCAUUCGCAUUCGACAUGCAUAAUUUCGUGUCCGGGAUGGUUCCGUGUCGUGUCAAGAAGAUACGUUGUGCCUGUGGAUUAUUAGCAGAAAAAUAUUUUUCAGAGAUGCAGAACCUCGAGUGCGUGCAUGCCAGACCAGGAAUUUAUUGCUGAAGGAUUUUCGUCGGUUUUUCCGUGCACGGUCGCCGAUCCGAACGAGAGCAAGCCGAGAAGAGUGAUUUCACUUCGGAAUAUUUAAAUAGCUAGCGCUGAAUUUUGCCUUGGAAUUCAACCACUGCGGCAGUUUUGGAAUUUGGAUUUCGGUACAGAAAAUUGAGUGAAGCAUCAAGCAUCAGGAACCAACGGAAUUUAUCAGAAAGAAGCAUAGCAAGAAAGUGUGAAAUCAAGGGAACGUGUGUAAAGUGCUACGUGUCGGAAGAUUUAUUGGCAAUAAUGGGGUAUAAUCAGCUAGAAAGCGGAAAAAUUCUUGGAAUGAGAGAAUAAAAGCACAUCCUGCAGCAGAUUGUACGUGAAUCUCCAUCUCUCACACUCUCCUGCGAAUAUAUAGCAUACUGCUGGUAGUGAUGCUGCAGACCAAGGCUUUAAGCCUAAAUUCAACGUUAAGUGCUAUACGUCAAUAAGAGAAGAAGAAACGUGUUUGCCGUCUAGGAAAUCCAGCGAUUUAAAGAACAACCCGUGUACAAAUAUGUGUACGUCUGAAGAUCAAGGAUAACAACGUCGAAUACUGAACUUUCACCAAAACGCUUUCGAACGGACGGAGCUCGUCGCCGAUGAUUGAACCGCCGAAAAGUUGAGCCUCAAACCAUUCAAAACCACUUUGUCGUGGAGGCGGCGCAAAAAUAUCAAAUAUCGCAGAAGCAGUGAAUGUGUCAACAGCGAGUGCAAUCCUCCUAGUGCAACGGUGAUGAAUAUUUCAUGAAAAGUCUCUUCGUGCUAGUUGCCCGACCACCAUUUGGCCAUCUGGCCGAGCAGUUUUUUUUUCUGAGCCUUUUGAUUCAACUUUGAUAGAACGUCGACUAGUGACGACGAGCGAAUGUGGUUCGACUCGAAGCGAAAAAAAAAAGAUCGCUUCAAUCGAAGCGGUGUUGCUGUGCCGACAAAGGAAGGGGAUAACUUCGUUCGAAGAAUAAUAUUUAUCGAAAUUGAUUGCUUGCGAGCGAAGAAUGAAAAUAAGUGAUGGAGCUGGAAAAAUAUUGAAUGUAAAUCUAGAAUAACAAAAGGGAGGAAAGAAAAACGGAAAUUGAUCCCCCGUUCGUAUCAUGCCAGAAGUUGCUGGCUGCUGAGGGAGCAGAUUAAUGGAAUACGUGAGCUGCAUGGGGAAAUAGUACCAAAGGUGAAAAAGAUGAUUGAAUCAUUGGAAAAGUGUCUGCAGCAACGGUGCCAAAAGUGAUAACAGGAAGUGAACGGAAAAUUAAGUUUGGAUUGUGCUUUCAGUGAAUUUUUGAGAAGAGAAGUUCACCGGAGAAAAACAUUGGAUAAUGAAGUUGAAGCUGAUUUGAACUACUUUUAUGAACAAGAUCUAAUCAUGGAAUGAUGUCGUCCCAAACGGAAGGCGCUGUUUACCAAUCAAACGUCAUUUAGUGUUAUUGUCCAGCCGGAGUUGUGCACCGGUAUCGAUGUUUUCGUCGUCGUCGACCGAUAAAAACGAAAAACUGCUUGGAAUUGAGAAAAGUUUUAUUUUCCACAUUUUUCACAUCACUCUAAGAAAAUGGGACGUGCAAGACGGAAAAGUGAGCUGCAAUUAUAGGGGGUCUUUCUGUUCGAGAGACAUGCCAGGCCAGAAAGAAGCGUGGCGCCAUCACGUGCCAAAGUCAGUGUCGUAGAACCCGCCGUAACCAACAGACUUCGGCUGGGCAGCAUCAGGAAAGGGCGGCGCUAGCAGGUGAGAGGGAACAGAUGCGCCAACGCUGCUGGUUCCCUUCCUGCCGCCGUUCCCGGUUCAAGGUUGGGCACAAAAGAUGAAGGUUGACAAGGCGGUAUGCACCGACACGUACGAAGAUUUGAGCCGAGCGAUACGGUUUGAGGCGGUCUUUUCGACGCUGGUCGAGAACAAGAUACUGGCAAUCAAGCGUGAAUGCGAGCUGAAAAAGCGUAACAAGAAAUCGAGAGUUAUCAGACGGAUUUUGUUUGGCAGGAAGUCCUGCAAAAAGGUUGGCAAGUGGGGUGGUGGUAGUGACAGUGGGAAGAAGAAAAAUGGAACAGUGAAGGAUGGCGAGAAGGAUAGUGAAGGGGGUGGUGGUGACGAGGGAGGUGGUAAUGUUGGGGCAAUUGGCGGGCUGCCGCUGGUGGAGAACUCGACCACAAGCGAUGGCGUUGACGAAGUUAUUGUUGAGAUUGGCGAUUUGUCGUCGUUGGUCGAUGCCGAUGGCAAUGUGGUUGCUGUCGACACCGGAGAUGACUAUCCAUCAAAGUCGGAAUCGGAAGUGGGUGGUGAUAGGCGAGCCACCAGACCGGAACACAGUGUGACAGCGGUGAAUCUGGAGUUGGGCAAUGAGGAGGACAGUGGAGGGGAGGCGUUCGGAGAGACGGACGAUCUGCCGUCGAAAAGUGAAGCGAUAGCACAAUCUUUAGAGUACGACAGGAAAUCAAUCAAAUCGAAUGAUAUCCGCAUUCGAGAAAGAUGCAAUACGUUAGAUCCAGUAAGUGUAUCCAUAGAAAUAGAACCACAUUCCGAUCCGCUUAGUACCCAGUAUGACAUCGAGGACAGCGCAACGAACGUGUCCAUCGAGUUGGAUGUUAGUGAAAUUUCCGAUAUGAAACGGAGCAUAGCCUCCGAACCGGUUCCCAUAAUUAAGAAUGUUAGUAGAUAUCGCCCAGGCACAUCCCGACAGCCGUCGCUCCUUGGUAUGGCUUCCCAUCGGUUGCGGGUCCUGGAGGCGAAAUCCAUCAGUGCCCAAAACAGCCCAAUCCUUCCCCGCCAGAAAUCGACCGAAGCUCGCCAUCUCACCUUCAGUACCGCCACAUACCAAACGACAUCGCCCAACCCGGUGGCGACGAAAUCGAAGAAAGACAUCGAAGACACCUCAUUCGUGAUCGAUCUCAGCCGAGAAAACGCUGACGACAACGUCAGCGCCACUAGCAAUCUUAGCAACUGUAACUCUAUUGUGAUACCGAAGGAUAAGCAACCGACUCUGGGCGACAGCAAACGAAGCAGUAGCCACAAGAAGUCACCGUUAGCAGUAGUAGGCGAUAGCAGUAGUAGUACUAGCGCUAGUAGGAAGAACAAAUUGAUCCCGACGUCGACGACGACCGCGAUGACAACGACCGCCAAACUACUUUACAGUGCAGAUCCCUCGCCUCCUCCAACGCCGGGGCUCAUCGAAAGCUUUAACCAACUCACGUCCCCCAAUCUGCCGCCUGUGAUAUCGAUGCGUCAGUCCGCGUCGCCGGUUAGUGAUAUGAUCAAGCUGCAUCGACUGUCCGCUGCUGGCGGCGGCGGUCGUUCGACGGCCGCACAAGCUCAAACGCAACAACCACACUCGCAGGAAUUUAGCAAUCCAUCGACGAAGAUGACGACGACAAUCAUUACCAGCAACGAGCUGGGCAGUCGGAAGCAGCGGCACGGGUUCCUAAGGCAAUCCAGCUGCGACGUGGAGAUGCACUACCAACAGCAACAGCAGCAGCAGCGACAGCCGGACGAAGUGCGGCAUUCGUCGAGGCAUAGUCGACGGGAAACGUUCGGAGCACAUCGAGCAAUGUCAUCGGCGGCAGCGGUGCAGCACAGCGGAGGCUUUGGGAUGAUCGGUUACGACGAUUACGGAGAUGAUCCGUUGAUGGCUGCUGGGGAGUUGAACGAGAGCGACGAGGAGAAGCUCAACAAGCGGAAAUACAAAUACUUGAAGCGCUGCUCGGACCCGGUAAUUGUGUUUCCUUCCACUAGCACUGGUGGCGGUGGCGGACCUAGUGGCGGAGGAAGCGGCCUACAACACUGUAUCCUCAGUCGACCACCAAACCAACCGAUCCAAUUCCCAUACGACGAGGACUUUAUGUACGACGUCUCGCUGCAGCUCGAACCCGAUCGGCAUGGGGAGCUCGAUUCGAUAGUGCCUGAACAUAGGAGAAGACAUAAGCAUAGACAUCAUCACCAUCAUCGACACUGUAAGAAGAAAAGACACAAGAAGCGGAAAAUCCUAGUUCAUGAUUUAGAUGAUCAAAGUGUUAAGGUUAUAGAUCCGGAUGAUCUUCCACAGCGCGCCCGUUGGACGAUUAUAGCAACCGCCUUCCUACUGCUGAUUAUGUGCCUACUCCUAGUCGGAAUCACCCUGCGGAUGGCGCCCAUCAUCGACGAUAUGGUUCGCCAGGAGAAUGAACGCCUCAUGCGGGAGUCCCUCGAUAGAGCUAAGAUGAUCAAAAACUACACCGAGUACAACCGGAUGAUUGGCGGUGACGAAAUUCCAUAACGAUUUUUGCCUACCCUGCUCAUCUGCUGGACCCUCCACCUGACGGCCUCCACCAUCCGGUCCUCGUCCUGAUUGGCAGCCUCAACAGCCAGCAAACAACAACCAUCAUCGUCCAGCGUCGUCCAGCAAACGCAGGUGCUACGGGCAGCGCAGAGCGACCAUAAUGGAUCAACGCACAUAUUUCAUCGUUUUCCGGCAGGAGGUGGUCCCAGUCCCGGUUCCGGUCCCCAUAGUAGGAAACAGGUAGGCCAAGCCACCAAGGCUCCUCCACCCACCCGGAGCAGCCAAUUUGGCCCCCAUCCAUCGCCGUUCAGAGCGGGUCGGGUACGACGCAUCGGAGUUCAAUCGAGCGUUUUCUAGCGAUUAUCGGGCUACCACUGCUACCACUGUUGUUGUUGUUGUUGUAUAUUUUUCGGCGAUUAUUUUUAAUUAGUGUGGAAAUUGCCAGUGGAAUUUCCAAUGAAAAUUCAAUUAAAAUAACGCCAACAGGUAGGUGGUUGGAUCGGACCUGGCUCCCAUGUUCAUUGGGUUCGAUGAAUGCAAAUGACGCUUUCCCGGGAAAAUGGCCAUACGGGCGAGAGCGUGGCUAUUUACGAUUUUCAAAGUUUUUUUUUUUAAUUUGAGUUUGUUCUUUUGGGAUAGAGAAUCUAGAGGGAAAAUUUCGGAAUUUCCAAGCUUUUCGAUACAUAUUUCACUAGCUAUUCCUCCGAAAUAUCACAAAAUCUAACCUGCAUUUCUUCAGAAAUCCUUAAGUGGAAUCUUCAGGAAUUCUUUGAGAAAUUUCAAAAAAUAAUCGGAGGAUUCAUUAAGAAAGCUAUUCAGGUUUUUUUUGGAAAUUCGUCCAGCGAUUUGAAAAAAAAAAUCUGCCAGCAAUGCAUUCGAAGAUUUCGCUGAGGGAAUUCCUUUAGAAAAUUCAUAGUUUCCUUCAAAGUUUUCUUCAGAAUACCCCAGAAAUAAUUCUAAGAUUUUUUUUUUGAUUCCUUAAGAAAAUCCUAUAGGAAAUCUUUUCAGAAAAUCUUCCAUGGAUUCCUAUUACGUGUUCUUUUAGAAAAUCAUUUGUGGAUUGCUUCAGAAAAAUUCUCUAGAAUUUCCUUCAGAAUUUCCUCUAGAACAUCCUUUAGAAAAUUCUUCAAGAAAAGCUUCGUUAGGUUGCUUUAAAAAUUCUUACAAAGAUUCUGUUGGAAAUCCGUUCGAGAAUUGUUUCAGGAAAUUAUCCACGGUUUCCUUCAGAAAUGCUUUCUGCGAUUCCGUCAGAAAAUCAAAAGUACAGAAUUCCUUAAGAAAUUUCUCUUUGGAUUUCCGAAUUUUCAGAAAUUCUUCCAGCGAUUCCUUAAGAAAUUUCCUUUUUCAAAAUUCUUUAUGAGACUCCUCCUUAAAUUUGUCCAAGGAUUCUUUUAAGAAGUCUUCUACGGAUUCCUUCCGAAAUUGCUUCGUGGAUUCCUUCAGAAAUUACUCCAGGAUUUCGAUUUUGAAAUCUACCAAGGUUUUUUUUCAAAAACUUUUCCAGCGGUUUCUUCGGGAUCAUUCCAGGAAUUCUUUAAAAAAAUCCCAAGGGCUUCUUUCAAUAAAUUUUCCAUCAAUUUCGCCAACAUUUAUGUUCAGUAGGAUUUCAGAUUUUUUUUCUACGAAUUCGUUUAGAAAAUCCUUUGGAAAUGUCUUCAGGGGUUCCCUCAGAAUUUCACUCAGGGAUUUCUUCAGAAAUUCUUUCAAAAAACUGUUUUUUUUUUAUCUUUCUUACAUUCCUUCCGAAAUUGCUCCAUGGAUUCCUUAAGAAAAUCCACCAGAAAGCCCUUCCAGAUCGUCUUUCAUGGAUUUCAAUUAAAUAAUUUCUACAGAAUUACCUCUAGAGGAUCCUUUAGGUUUAGGAUUCAUUUUUCUCCAGGAAAAGCUUCCUUGGGUUUCUUUAAAGUUUAAAAAUUCCUGAAAAGAUUAUUUUGGAAAUCCAUACGAGGAUUCUUUCACGAAAUUAUUCACGGAUUCUUCAGAAAUGCUUUCAGCGAUUCCGUCAGAAAAUCAAAAAAUCAGACAUCCUCGAGAAACUUCUCUUGGGAUUUCAUUAGAAAAUCUUCCACAUACUUCUUCAGAAAUUCUUCCAAAGUUUUCCGAAAUUCUUCAAAAGAUUCCUUUAAAAAUUUCCCUGGAGAUUCAACCAGAAAUUCUUUAUGAGAUUCCUCCACAAAUUUAUCCAAGGAUUCUUUUAGGAAAUCUUCUAUAGAUUCCUUCCGAAAUUGCUUCAUGGAUUUCUCCAGAAAUUACUCCAUGAGUUCGAUCUUUAAAUCUACGAAGGUUUAUUUCAAGUUUGUUUUUUGAAACUUUUUCAGCAAUUUCUUCAGAAAUCUUUCCAGGGAUUUAAAACAUCCCAAGGACUUCUUUUAAUAAUUUCCCCAGAAAUUUCUCCAAGAUUUUCAUCGGUUCCUUCUGAACCUCCCUGGCGGAGUUUAGACAUUUUUCUAGGAAUUUGUUUAGGAAAUCAUUGGGAAACUUCUUCUGGGAUUCCCUCAGAAUUUUCUAUGGGGAUUUCUUCAGAAAUUCUUUCAAAGAUUCUUUCAUAAAUUCUUCCAGUGCUAUCCUCAGAAAAUCCUGCAGAGAUUCCUUCCAAAAUUCUAACCUUUACUUAAACUUGAAGCAGUUUUCCAGAGAUUUUUUCAGGAAUUUCUCUAGGGAUUCCAUUAAAAAAUCUCGCGGGAAUGUCUUCAGAGAUUCAUACCGAAAAUUCUGCAGGAUUCUUGCAUUACUACUUUCCACAGAUUUUUGCAUUAUUACUUUAAGUGCUUCAGGCUGGAAUUUGUCCUAAGAUUCAUGCAGAUGUUUUUAUAGAUAUUCCUCGAUGUGUUUCUCCAAUUUUUUUUCGCAAUUUGUUCUAAAGAUAACUCGAAGAAUUUCUCCAUGAAUUAUUCCAUAAAUUCGUUGAAGAAUUAACUUAGAAAUAUUACUCAGGAUAUUCCAUAGAAAUUCCUUUACAAAUAUCUCAAAAGUUUGUUUUUCUUUAGAGAAACGUAUCUAGGCGUUUCUACAGGUCCAAUGUUUGUAAAUGUUUUCAGAAAAUUCUCCAAUAAUUUCAUAAAAGAAAUGUCUGUAGAAGUUUACCUAAAAACUAUUCUUGGAAUCUCAAAAUGUAUUUUCCGAGCCGUUCUCCAGGCAAAUCUCCAGGAGGUUCUCUAGAAAUAACUCCUGGGAUUCCUUUAAGAAUUUCUGAGGGAUUUUCAAAAAAAUUCAAAAAUUUCUGGUGGGGAUUCCUUGAAAAAUACCCCCAGGGACUUCUUCAGAAUAUUAGGAAUUUCUUCAAAUGUUCUUCCAUUUAGUAUUUCAAAAAUUUCCUUAAAAUAUAUUAAAAUUCUAAAGAGAUUCCUGAGAAAAUUCUUAGAAAGGGCUCAUCCAAGAAUUUCUUGAGAAAUAUUUUUAGAGAUUCCUGCAGAAAUUCCUACCAGGAUUUUAACAGAAAUUUAUUCUGCGGUUCAGUCAAAAAUAUCUCCUGAGAUUCCUUCAACAAAUCCUUCUGGAAUUAUUUCAGUUAUUCUCCCAGGAUUGUUUUUUCAGGAAAGAGCAAAAAAAAAACUGAAAGAAUACUCGAAAGAAUCUCCAAAUGAAUCCAUAAACAAGUCCCUAGAGGAUUAUCAGAAGGAAUUCCUUAAAAAAUUCUGGUGAAACCUAUGGAGUUUCUAAGAAGGAAUUCUUGAAAAAUUUCUGGAGAGGUUCCUGAAAAAAACCUGAAGCAAUAUAUGAAGUUAUCUCUGAAGUAAUUCCUGAAUAUUUGCCUGGGCUGAUGUCUAAAAAGUAUUUCCAAUGAAAAUUUCUUUAAUUCGUGGGGAAAUUUGUAGAGAAAUUUCUAAAGAAAUUUCUCAAAAAAGGUUUCUGCACAAAUCCUUGCAGUAUUUACAUAUAAAGGCGCAGGUGCAAUUCGUGAAGAAAUCCCUCAAUUCUGAGGGAUUCCUGGGGAAUUUUCAUAAGAAAUCCUUGGAAAAAUUUCUGGAGAUACCUCUGGAGAAAUUCUAAGAAGAAAUUGAGCGAUUGAUACACACAAAUCCCUGCAGUACUGUCUGGAGAAAUUUCUGAAGGGAAUCCUGCAGAAAUAAACAAAAUUAUGAGGGAAUCCUCUUAUGGGACCCUUCACAAAUCCCUGAAGUGCAGUCUGGAUAAAUUUCUGAAGCAAUUUCUGCAGAAACAAACGAAAUUAUUCAGGAAUUCUCCAAAGGAAUUCUUCUAAAGAACUAGAAAAGGGAUUCCUAAAAAAAGAAUAAUAAUGGAGGAAUCUUUGAAAAAAUACCUGGAAGAACUGGAGAAACCUCUGUAGUUUUCAUCUAUGAAAAAUAUCUCCUGGAAUUGUAGCUUUUUGAGAAAUCCUUGGAGGAGUUCCUGGAGAAACCCCUAAAAAAAUUGUUAAAGAAUUUCUUGAGAAAUUGUUAUAAGAAUUCCUAAAGAAAUCUCAAAGAAAAAGUCUUGAAAGAAAAUUCUGAUCAUGGAGCAAAGAAAAUACACGAAGGAAUACAUGCACAAACUUCUUUAGCUAUCCUUGAAGGAAUCCCUGAAAUAAUUACUGAAGGAAUUCAGCAGUAAUUACUGAAAAAAAGACACGUGGACCAGUUUCAAUUUGAAGCUGUUGAGUAAUUUCUUGAAAAACUCCUCAAGAAGACUCAAGAAAAGUUCCGUGGGGAAUUCCUGAAAAAAUCUCUAGUGGAAUCUUAGGAGAUUUUCAAUGAACUACUGGAAAAAAUGCAUUCUAUUGGGAUACCUGCAAUUAUUGCUGGAAUCAAAAACCUGUGAGAAUUAACUUUCUAUAAAAAAAAAAUCUGGAAAAAAAUUGAUAAAUCUUGAAAGAAUUCCUGAAGGAAUUUCUUGCCGUGGCCAUGGGAAACAUUCAAAAAUAAAUCUCGGAGGAAUAUUUAUAAGAAUUCUUGCUGAACUCAUAAAAAGAAUUUCUGCAAGAAUGUCCCUUCCGCGAUAAUUACGGAAAAAUUUCAUGAAAUUAUUCUUAUAAUUCUUUAUUUGACGCAAAAAUGAGCUCAUUUCCAAGGGGCUGCUCCACUAUAGCAGGCGCUCAAAUUUGGAAACCUUGAGUUACCAGCUCUGAUCUUACGAUGGCAGCACUGGCUGCACAUAAACUUCGUUUCAAAGAAAAAUAUUUCUACUUCAGUUCUUUUCUAGGAGACCCUUAUAGUAAUUUCCAGAAACAUUCUUUUAAACAAGAGUUAUUAUUUAAAUGCUAGAACUGAUUAAAAAUGUGAAUGGAACUCUAUUAUUUGUGGAUAAAGCAUGAAAUAUUAAUGGCGCUCUCUUCAAAGAUUGCUUUUAUUGAUUCUUUCAUAAACUUCAAGAAAUAUUACAGAUGCCAUAUUGAAACUUUCAAUGAUGUCAUUAUCCUCAUGUUAGCUUCAGUAUUGGAAGAUAUCCUAGCUGAGCUUUGCACCAACCAUUCUAUCAUUUGAAAUUCUUUCACUUUAUGCUAACCUUAGCUGGAUUAUCCUGCAAUAUUAUAGCUAACAUGGCGACCGUGACAUUGCUUCAAGUUGCAAUAUGGCGACCGUGAUUUUUCUCGAGAUUCAUAAAGUUACACUAGUUUACAGCAUUUUGAACUCUGUAAGUAGCUUAUCAUUUUUAGUGUAGAAUCAUGUCCUGAAAUUGAAAACGUAAAGGAAAACAAGGCUUACGAUUUGAACUUGAUUUGUGAUUUAUUUUUAAACAAAGUUGCUCCCUUCAUACAUCUCAUUCUCCGCAUCUCAUCUCUAAUGCUUAAAUUGAGCAGUACCUUUAUAUACUGCUGGAAUUUGUCUCCAGAUACACUCAAACCUCCAUUUAGGUAGGAUCCAUUUAGGUAAAAUCCAUUUAGGUCCCUCCAUUUAGGUAACGUUAGUACGUUACCUAAAUAGAAUUUGGUUAUAUUCAGAACUGUUGGAGUACUUAAGAUUGAUGACGUCAUAUCCGACAUUAACCUAUCAUUCACCUGUUUUUAUUUUGGCCUCCAAACCCAACAUAGACCCAACAGUUGUUCGAUGUUGGUCCAACAGUGGCCCAACAUACGAUAAAAUUUACCCGACAUUCAACAAUUUUUCAGUCUGGCGGAAUUUUUCAGAGUUUUUUCUGUUCCGUGCCCAGCUAGUCAUUUGCAUGACAAUUCUCACUUGAGACCCUCCAAAACCCGCGAAAACGCCCCUGAAGCCCCUCCCCUCCAGAAACUCCCUUGAAAGUUCUCUGAAACUCCGCAUGACCAUCUUUAAAUCUCCUAUUCGAGUCACUCUCUCUAGUUAAACUUCUUUGCAACCUUGUACUCCAUUUAUGUAAUGAACUGAAUCCAUUUAGGUAAUGAAUCCAUUUAGGUAAAAAUUCUAUCUAGGCAGUCCCGACUCAUUACCUAAAUGGAGGUUUUGGUGUACUGAAAUAACCAUGUAAAGCUUCGUGUGUAUCUUAUUUAUGUUAUGUUCAGUCCAAUGAGACUAAAUAAAUUGUUGACACGGUCUCAUGAGAGGAUAACACGUUUGAUUUAUAAGCACAUGGUCAUGGGUUCAAAUCUCGGCUGCGUCAUCAACAUUUUUUUUGUCAAGCCCUUACAAGUAGUGACAUUGUAGCGUGCCAAAAAUUUACUGCUGGAGGUCUAAUACGGUGCAAAAGUGUUGAAAUAAUUCUAAAAAUUGAAUAGGUGACUUUAAUGGUAAAAUCAUAAAGUUGGAAACGAAAAAUAUUGAUAUUGUGACUAUUGUGACCGUUUGCAUAUGCCGGUUUAAGUAACAUAAAGUUUUCUGAAUGCAAGGUAUAAGAAAAGUCACGGUCGCCAUGUAGUGAAAAUACACAAAAGCAGACCAAAAACUGUUCUUGUGUAAAAAAAUUUGAAGCAUCACAAAUUUUGGUCGAUGAUAGAAGUUUACGACUUUCGUUUUAUUCAAUUUCAUACUAGAUUAUAAACAAGUUUAAACAAAACGUUUCAACAAAUAUUUUUGCCCGGGAUAGCGUUUCAUUUCCAUUCAUCGUCCAUCCGAAAAUUACUUUUACUAUCCGCCAUCAACAACCACUGCCUAUCAAUGUCCAUCAUCCGGUUACACUCACAAUUUCCGACGAAAGAUACACGGAUGCAACGCAACAUGGGGACGAGAAUAAUUGUUGGUUGGUUAACUUUUAGUUAUCACUCAUCAGUGAGAGAAAUUGUUCAAACCAAAACUGUUUUCGGCCGAAGGGUUGUAGCGUACAGGGAAUGCUCCUAAUUGCAGCUGUUGUUAUAAGUAGAUUCCACACUGUGUUGAUUAUGUGCUAAACUUUAAUAAACUGGAAACCAGAGAUCAAUA